UUUUGGUAUUUUUAGACGAACAACUUACUUUAAUGUAGCCAUAUAUUUUUGUUUUUCGAAAAUAUUUGAAAAAUGAAUCGGUUGCAUUUGUUACUCGUUACGAUUUGCUGUGUUCAAGUUUCCUAUUGCAAAUACGAUUGCAUUGAAAAUUGUGCUUGUGAAAUUCGCCAAGACCUCGUGAUUGCUAACUGUACCGGUAGAAAUUUCACAGAGGUUCCUCAGCCAGAACCAAAACAAAAACAGGUCAAUGUACUGUAUCUACAGUAUAACAGAAUCACAAGGCUGAGAACAGGAGAUUUUUCUUUGUUUAAUAAGUUGAAAGAAUUACAUAUUCAAGUAAAUGGAAUUGACACGAUUGAAGAAAGCGCUUUUGACGGACUUGUAAAGUUAGAAGUUCUGGAUAUUUCAAAAAACAGAAUUUCAUCUAUACCGGAAUCCAACAUGAAAACUUUAUCUAAAAACUUGAAGCGAUUAUCCGUAUCUAUGAAUUCUCUGAUGGGAAUGCCUUUAGGAUUACAAAACUUCACACGACUCGAAUAUCUGGAUUUAUCAGAUAACAAAUUCAUCACAGACGUGCCACCAGAUUCACUUUCAAAAAAUUUAUUGAAACUGGACCUGCAUUACACUGGAAUCAAGAAUUUCAGAAGAGACACAUUUACCGGACUGACAAAGUUGACGACACUUUUGUUGAACGACAAUAGAGCGUCAUCAUCACUGAAAUUCGAGGAAGGAGUUUUUGACAAUCUUGUAUCUUUAAAACAUAUUGAUCUGUCUCGAUGUUAUUGCAAGAAAAUGUCUCGCAAUAGUUUCAAAGCCCUUCAAAAUUUAACAACGUUGGUCAUGAACAAUUGCUGGCUGACUAAGCCUCCUAUAAUGGCUAGAUAUAAAAGUGGUCAUGGCGCAGACAACUGGUUAAACAGUGGACUUGUUACAUCAACUAAUCCGGAAACAACUGAACUUACAACAUCGGCUCCAAUAACCACAGUCACAUCCCAACCUUCUGAAGGGAUAUGGUACAAUCCGAAGCUGACUCUCCUGGAUCUGACAAAUAAUCCUAGAAUGUCAAUAAAACCAGGAGGAACACGUUUACCACCAUCUUUAACAGAACUUAGACUUGGAUAUACAAAUAUUCCGUCGAUUGAUAACGAUCUUUUCAAUGAGACAUCGUCGAUUCAAAAGUUGGAUUUAUGUCAUUCUAAAAUCCGAACAAUAGCAAGAGAUGCAUUCAUGAAAUUUCAGAAUGUAUCUGAGAUUUGUUUAUCUGGAAAUCCACUCGAUGGCGCUCCACGUCUUCCCGCUUCUUUGUUGACGCUCAAUCUGAGUGAAACAAAAAUCUCGAAUCUCACAAGGAUUAUUUUAAAAGACUUAAGCAACGUGCUGGAGGCAAAUAUACGGAACGGGAAAAUAGAAUGGCUUGGGGAUUACGCAUUCAGCAAUAUGACGGCAUUACGUAAAUUAGAUUUAUCAGAAAAUAAAAUUGAAAUUUUGCAAGAGAACGCUUUGUAUAUCGGUCCCAUGUCACCUAGAGCAAAACGACAUAUAGAGUCAGCAGAAUCGAAAUCUGUUAUCUACGAAAUAAAUUUAUCUUCAAAUUUAUUGAAAAAAAUAAAACCUGGCGCAUUUGCAUCACACGAACAACUUCAAAUUCUCGAUCUUCAACAUAAUUUCAUGGAAGCUUUGAUACCCGAUAUGUUUCAAGGUCUCGGCAAUUUAAAAAAGCUUUUUAUGAAUGACAAUUUGGUCAUUGAUGUCUCCCCUGGUACUUUUACUGAUUCUCCAAAUCUGGAGAUCUUACAUCUCGAAGAAAACAAUAUAGAAGUUUUAUUUGACGAGUCUUUCAAAGGGUUGGAUAAACUGAAGGAAUUGUAUCUUGGAAGCAACAAACUAAUGUUGGUCCAUUCGCACAUAUUUCCUUCUCUUCAGUACUUGGACAUGUCAAAUAACAAUCUAACAGAAUUUCCUGAUCUUGGAGGUCCGAAGCUCGAGGAAAUUGAAAUGUCUUAUAAUGUUUUUGAACAUAUAGCGGCAGAUUCAUUGCUUAACGCAAAAAAUCUUCAAAUUUUACAUCUGACACAUUGUAGUAUUGAUGUUAUAAACUAUAAUGUUUUCGCCUCUACGCCGUCCCUCAAAAAAAUUGAUUUAACCGACAACUACAUAUCAGAAUUUCCGAACGUAAAAAUGUCGGCGUUAGAGAUACUGGAAAUAGAAGAGAACGAAAUUGAAUCAAUCGACAAUAGCUUGGUAGAUGUCGCUCCGAAAUUGCAACACUUUGGUCUCAGUUAUAAUAAAAUAUCAUACAUCAACCCCGCUGUGUUUUACGGAAUGACGACGUUAAAAGAAAUUGAUUUGACUGGAAAUAACUUUGAAUGCGAUUGUAAUCUACUCCCAUUGGUCAACUGGAUAAAAAAGCAUUAUGACGAGGUUCUAGACGCUUACUCGUAUCUAUGCGAAGGCCCAGAAGAGCAUUACGCAAUGCCCGUUUUGGAUGUAGUAUCUGAACUGAACUGUGAUCCGACGCCGAAAAACGAGCCACACCGUGCACAAAUUUACAUCGGCACUGCAGUGGCUGUAAUUCUUCUCAUAAUCCUCCUAUUGCUACUUUUAUGGUUGAUACAAAGACGAUCAAGAGCGCAACGACUGAGAAACGAGAACGGAGAUGCGAUGUUGAACGACAAUGCAGACGAAAUAAAAAUGGUUUCAGAACCAGGGUGUUGUUCUCAAUGUAAAACGUGGUGUUUUGGAAUGAACGAUUUCAGAAGGGAACGAGCGCACAGAGGACGAAUAGUUUCAGAAGAAAGGCGCGAUCUAAUGGUUACGUCACCAGUGACGUCACCGAUAGAUAAAGAAGCACCAACUGAAUUGUGACGAAGAUGUAAUUAAAGAAGUAACACUCAACAAACACAAAUUUCAAAACAUUUUUCAUACUUAAAUUAGGCAUAUACGAUCAUGUCUGAAAUCCUAUAAACGCAUUUUUGUUUUCAAAUAUAGGUGUAUUAUAUAUUUUCAAAUAUGCCGAUACUGCAUGUAAAAUCUUUUUUUGUCCAAUAAUAAGCAUUCCGUUACGUUACUAUGCUUGGGAUGUAUUUCAUAGCGUGAUAUCUAGCAUUGAAGCAAAUUGCUCUGUCGGACAAAGUUGAAAGCAAUAGCUUACAGCUAUUUUACUUGCGAUGGAACGCAGUUUCAUCCCGUAAAAUUAUGUAGAAAAAAAAAUAAUUAAAGCAUCUUGAUUUCAUUGAACUGUACCUACUAUAUAUACUGAUCAAUUCAAAUCACUUCACAUAAGUUCAACCCCAAUUUUCAAUCAAUUAGAAGCUCAUUCAUUCAACAAUUGCAUUUUUUAGAAUAUUGCCCGAACUGCUUAGUUAUUUUAAUUGCAAAAACUUUCCAUAAAAAUCGAGUUUGCUCUUUUGAAAUAAAAUGUAUUCCUUGUUACAAUUGUGCCAUUCUACGUAUAGCUUUAUAUACACAAACAAUUUGCAGUAUUACUGCCCUUUUUAAAACAUUUUUCUUCAAUUUAUUAUUACCUCCACUGAUAUUUAUUUAUUGCUUGUAUUUUACUCAAGAUUUUGUGUUUUAUUAUUUUUUCAUUUUCUUAUUAUUUUUAACGGUUUAUAAGUGGCUUAAGUAUAAUAAUUGUUGUUGUCAAAGACUGAUGAUCGUUUAACAUAAAAUGGUUAUAUACGAAAGUUAUAAAAAGUAUAAUAGCUUGUACUGUCAUUUUAUUGUUUGGACUUUGUGACUUGGAAAUUAAAAUAUGCAGUUACAGUUGUGAAAAAGAUGUGAACUGAAGCCUGUGAAUAGAUGGGCAUAACAUUUAUUCGAAAUGUAUUUUUGUCAAAGUUAGUGGGUUCUGUUUGCCAAGUUUUGAACCAAUGUUCCUGCUCUUUUUUUUAAAUAUGAUAAUAAAAACAAACGUCAUUGCAUUG
Messenger RNA from Styela clava, 3926 nucleotides. Its product is annotated as toll-like receptor 8. The record is from RefSeq and is a predicted model, not a curated record. Gene Ontology annotation, molecular function: protein binding. Gene Ontology annotation, cellular component: plasma membrane. NCBI's taxonomy places the organism in Eukaryota, Metazoa, Chordata, Ascidiacea, Stolidobranchia, Styelidae.